Molecule: messenger RNA, 1880 nt
Organism: Lactuca saligna
Lineage: Eukaryota; Viridiplantae; Streptophyta; Magnoliopsida; Asterales; Asteraceae
Source: the annotation of a GenBank genome assembly
CAAAACUGUAACAUUGUCUCCUUUAUAAUAUAAAAUUAAAAUUACUAAUUUGUCUUUUGAACGAAAAGUUAAUGCUAUUUUCUAAUCUUCAGUUCAUAAGAAUUUUCAUUUGACCUAAUCUAUUAUUUCAUAUUCUAUUUUUUUUAAAUGACGCGAUUCAUUCAUGUACAAAUUAUUUUAUAUGCUACGUUUAUUUUGAAAAACUUCGUAAGAAACAAUGGCCUUCAAAUUUAUACUCUCAUACUUGAUAAAUAUCACAUGUCAUAGACCCUUAAUAUCUCUUUCCUAUAUAUAAACAAACCACACCCAUCAAAUCCAACAUCCAACUCUUCAAAAUUCUACUUAUAUUCUAAGUGAAAAUGAUGUCAUCAAAAGAGCAAAACUCCAUUUACGACCUCAAAAUCUCCACAGUCGCACCCGGAUUAGUAUGUGGGAAUGAUGAGUUUCAGGAGCUAACUGCUCUAGACCAAGCCAUGAAGCUUCACUACCUACGAUUCGUCUACUACUUCAGAACACCAGCAUUCGAUGGUUUCAACAUCACUAACAUUAAGAGAACAAUGUUCGAUUGGUUAAAUCAUGCCUAUAUCCCAUGUGGUCGAUUUAGGAGGACGGAUACGGGUCGACCCAUCCUCAAAUGCAAUGAUGGUGGAGUGCGAAUCAUCGAGGCUAGUUGUCAUCUGAGCCUUGAUGAGUGGCUCGAAUCUAAAUAUGAUUCGAGACACAAGUUUGUUGUUCCCAACAACGUUAUUGGCCCUGAACUACCUUUCUCUCCAUUGGUUAUGAUACAGUUAACCAAGUUUAAAUGUGGGGCCACAUCGGUUGGUAUGAGCUGGUCUCAUACACUUGGAGAUGCUUCUUCAGCUAUGAGCUUCAUUAGACUAUGGCCUCAAGCCAUUGCGGGCCAUUACCCGGCCCAACCAAUCACCAUGGCCCAACCACAAACCAAUGUCACCGAUACCCAAAGCCCAAACCCAAACCCAAAUAUACUUUCCGUAAAACGGGUUGGCCCAGUUGGAGACCUUUGGUCUACUUCAAGUAAUUCCAAAAUGGAGACAUUUUCCAUUUAUAUUUCGAUGUCUGAGUUGACUCAGUUACAAGCGAAGAUAUGUCAAGAGAAAGUUGGCGUAGACAUUCCUCCGUUCGAAUGUAUUUGUGUUGUGAUUUGGCAUUGUUUAGGAAAAAUUAGACAUGGGUUAGGAUUGCAAAACGUUACAGUAUGCAAAAGUGAUUUGAGAAAUCGAACCAAAGGAACUAUCACUAAUAAAAGUCAAAGCAUUGGUGUGGUCAAAUCAGAUAUUCCUAUAGUUGAAUGCAACCCGAAGCAACUAGGGUCAUUGAUGAUGAACAAUGUAGUCGAUGAGCGAAAUAACAUUGAAGAAGCAAUGAAGAGUGAUAACAUGCUUUCAGAUUUUCUUAUUUAUGGAGCGAAUUUGACUUUUGUCGAUUUAAGUGACGUCUCAUUUUAUGAGAUUGAAGUGAGAGGACAAACGCCCGUUUAUGUGAAUUGUUCUAUUGAUAAUAUUGAUGAUAAAGGUGUUGUUUUGGUUCUUCCAACACCAAAAGGUUGCUCUGAUGGAAGGAUAGUAAGCAUAACGUUGCAAGAGAAUGAGGUGGCUGAUCUUAAAAUGGCACUUAAAGAAGAUUGGUGUAUUGCAUUUGCAUAAAUACAUCUAAGAUUAGAGGAAUCUGCAUAAAAUUUUGUGCUAAUAAUUUAAAUCUUGUACCACUUAAUAGGACAUCAAGUGGUGGAAUUUAUCUGUUUUUAAUUAUUAAAUCUUGCUUAUGGUAGUGUAUGUGUGUGAUAUGUUUCUUUGUCUAGUAAGUUAUAUUGAAUGCAUCAAAGAAGGGAAACAAAAAAAUAUUAUCGGUUCACAUGAUCG